ACUGUAGUUUGUCCAAUCAUCGAUGUCAUAAGCGAUGAUAAUUUUGGCUACCAUGCCGGUUCAGAUUUGACAUACGGUGGCUUUAACUGGAAACUGAACUUCAGAUGGUAUGGCGUACCACAACGAGAAAAUGAGAGGAGAAAAGGAGAUCGCACUUUACCUUUGAGGUCACCAACAAUGGCUGGAGGUCUUUUUGCAAUUGAUAAGAGUUACUUUGAGGAGAUAGGAACUUAUGAUUCUGGAAUGGAUGUCUGGGGAGGAGAGAACCUAGAAAUUUCAUUUAGGAUAUGGAUGUGUGGAGGUGUAUUGGAAAUAGUUACUUGUUCACAUGUUGGACAUGUGUUCAGAAAAUCUACCCCUUAUACUUUCCCUGGAGGCACUGGUAAAAUUAUUAAUCGUAAUAAUCAGAGACUAGCAGAGGUGUGGAUGGAUCAAUAUAAAAACUUUUAUUAUAAAAUGAAUCCAGGUGUUCGUAAAACAGAAUAUGGAGAUGUUACAUUCCGAAAAGAAUUAAGAAAUAAACUAAAAUGUAAAUCAUUUGAUUGGUUCUUGGAAAAUAUUUACCAAGAAUCACAAUUCCGACUGAAUGUACAGAUGAUUGGUGAGAUUAGAAAUGGUGAAACAUCUCAAUGUUUAGAUAGUAUGGGACGGAAAGAGCAUGAUAAAAUAGGCAUUUUCAAAUGUCACGGCCAGGGAGGAAAUCAGAUAUUUGCACUUAGCCAUACGAAUGAAUUGAAACAUGAUGAUUUGUGUAUAGACUCAUCAAAGGAUUCCAAUUACAAAGAUAUUAUUCUGUUUAAAUGUCAUGGUAAACGUGGGAAUCAAGAGUGGCUAUACAAGGAUGAUACUAAAGAGAUUGUGCAUCGUCCUACUUCUCUAUGCCUUGAUAAAGCACCGCCAGGUAAAGACGCUCCUACCUUGAACAAUUGCGAUGGAUCGCUACACCAAACAUGGAACCUGGUUGAAAUUGAUCUCACAGCACCUAUACGAUAACCAACAAUUGUAUAAUUUAAAAAUAUAAGUCUUUUUAUAAGUAAUUUUCUUAUCCAAAUCAAUAUAAUGUUAAGGGGCAAUCUUGAGUUUUGAUAUGUAUUACUUCCCAAGUUGUGUAUUAAAAGUCAAUUUCCUCUUUA
This is a messenger RNA of Anneissia japonica, 1133 nucleotides long. Its product is annotated as polypeptide N-acetylgalactosaminyltransferase 13-like. Bases 178 to 993 code for a protein of 271 amino acids. Gene Ontology annotation, cellular component: Golgi apparatus. The transcript is spliced from 7 exons. The record is from RefSeq and is a predicted model, not a curated record. NCBI's taxonomy places the organism in Eukaryota, Metazoa, Echinodermata, Crinoidea, Comatulida, Comatulidae.